This is a messenger RNA of Melozone crissalis (California towhee), 3568 nucleotides long. RefSeq names its product phospholipid-transporting ATPase ID-like. NCBI's taxonomy places the organism in Eukaryota, Metazoa, Chordata, Aves, Passeriformes, Passerellidae. Gene Ontology annotation, cellular component: plasma membrane. The record is from RefSeq and is a predicted model, not a curated record. Gene Ontology annotation, biological process: phospholipid translocation; Golgi organization. Gene Ontology annotation, molecular function: magnesium ion binding; ATP binding; ATP hydrolysis activity. Bases 35 to 3568 code for a protein of 1177 amino acids. The transcript is spliced from 27 exons.
GUUCCAUGGAGUUGGACUAAAAUAAAGUUUUGGGAUGUCUCUAUUUGGAUUAAAAUUUGGAAAGAAGAAAUUGAAAGAGGAAGAGAGACAACUUCAAGCAAACAACCGGGAUUUUAAUCUGCAGUUUGAAUAUGCUAACAAUUCAAUUAAAACAUCGAAAUACAAUUUCUUCACUUUCCUGCCUCUCAACCUGUUUGAGCAGUUUCAGCGAAUAGCCAAUGCUUACUUCCUUUUCUUGCUGAUUUUGCAGUUGAUUCCUCAGAUUUCCUCACUGGCCUGGUUUACAACAGUGGUGCCCCUGGUGCUGGUGCUGGCUGUAUCAGGAGUCAAGGAUGCCAUUGAUGAUUUUAAUCGACACAAAAGCGACAAACACGUCAACAACCGCCCAGUCCAGGUCCUGAUCAAUGGCAUGUUAAAGGAGCAAAAAUGGAUGAAUGUCCAAGUGGGGGAUAUAAUAAAACUAGAAAACAACAACUUUGUGACAGCUGAUCUCCUGUUGCUGUCGAGCAGUGAGCCACACAGCCUGACGUACAUCGAGACAGCUGAGCUGGAUGGUGAAACAAACCUGAAGGUGAAGCAGGCACUGACAGUCACUGCAGAGCUUGGAGAAGACCUUCAGAAGUUGACAGAGUUCAAUGGAGAAAUCAGAUGUGAGGCACCAAACAACAAACUGGAUAAAUUCACAGGAACUCUUACUCUUCGGGGAGAGAAAUAUGCCCUGGACAAUGAGAAGAUGUUGCUGAGGGGCUGUACUAUCAGGAACACAGAGUGGUGCUUUGGGCUCGUUAUUUAUGCUGGGCCAGACACGAAACUGAUGCAGAACAGCGGAAAAACAACUUUUAAGCGAACAAGCAUCGAUCGGCUCAUGAAUGUCCUUGUGCUGGUGAUCUUUGCAUUUUUAGCACUGAUGUGUCUCAUCCUAGCCAUUGGCAAUGGUAUCUGGGAGCAUGAUAAGGGCUACUACUUCCAGGUCUAUCUGCCCUGGGCAGAGGGCGUCAAUUCUGCCUCCUACUCUGGCUUCCUCAUGUUCUGGUCAUACGUGAUCAUUCUAAACACAGUGGUACCCAUUUCACUCUACGUCAGUGUGGAGAUUAUACGCUUGGGUAACAGUUUCUACAUCGACUGGGACCGUAAAAUGUAUUACCCUGCAAAUGACACGCCCGCUCAGGCCCGAACCACCACACUCAAUGAAGAGCUGGGGCAGAUCAAGUACAUCUUCUCAGACAAAACAGGAACUCUCACUCAGAACAUCAUGUGUUUCAACAAGUGCUCCAUCAAUGGCAAAUCCUAUGGUGAUGUGUAUGAUAUGUCUGGGCAAAGGAUAGAAAUAAAUGAGAACACACAGAAGGUUGACUUCUCCUACAACCCUUUAGCCGACCCGAAGUUUGCCUUCUAUGACCGCAGCCUGGUUGAAGCUGUGAAGCUGAAUGAUGUCCCGACUCACAGGUUCUUCCGGCUGCUCUCCCUUUGCCACACGGUGAUGCCAGAGGAGAAGAAGGAAGGUAACUUGGUGUAUCAAGCACAAUCUCCUGAUGAGGGAGCCCUAGUCACUGCUGCCAGAAACUUUGGAUUUGUGUUCCGGGCUCGCACACCAGAGACCAUCACUGUUGUGGAAAUGGGAGAAACAAAAGUCUACAAACUUCUGGCCAUUCUUGAUUUCAACAACGUUCGCAAGCGAAUGUCUGUGAUUGUGCGGAGUCCAGAAGGUGACCUGACUUUGUACUGCAAGGGGGCUGACACCAUUCUUUAUGAGCUGCUUCAUCCAUCCUGCAACUCUCUCAAAGAGGAGACCACAGAACACCUGAAUGAGUUUGCUGGGGAAGGCCUGAGGACACUCGUGGUGGCCUAUAAGAGCUUGGAGGAAGACUACUUCCAGGGUUGGAUCAGGCGUCACCAUGAAGCAAGCACUGCCUUGGAGGGACGGGAAGACAAACUGUCAGAGCUGUAUGAGGAGAUUGAAAAAGACCUAAUGCUGCUAGGUGCCACAGCCAUAGAGGACAAGCUACAAGAUGGGGUCCCACAGACAAUUGAGACUCUUGCCAAAGCCAACAUCAAGAUAUGGGUUCUCACUGGAGAUAAGCAAGAGACAGCAAUGAAUAUUGGUUACUCCUGCAACUUGCUGAAUGAUGACAUGGAAGAAGUUUUCAUUGUCGAAGGUAGCACAUCUGAUGACGUACUGAAUGAGCUGAGGAAUGCAAGAAAAAAGAUGAAGCCAGACUCCUUUCUGGACAGUGAUGAAAUCAACAUUCAGUUUGAAAAAUCUUCGAAAAAGCAAAUAAUUAUACCUGAUGAGCAAGCAAAUGGGGUGUACGGUCUGGUUAUCACUGGCCACAGCCUGGCUUACGCGCUGGAAGGGAACCUGGAGCUGGAGCUGGUGAGAACUGCCUGCAUGUGCAAAGUGGUGAUCUGCUGCCGGGUGACUCCCCUGCAGAAGGCCCAGGUGGUGGAGCUGGUGAAGAAGUACAAGAAGGCUGUGACCCUGGCGAUCGGAGACGGUGCCAACGAUGUCAGCAUGAUCAAAACUGCCCACAUUGGGGUUGGCAUCAGUGGCCAGGAGGGGAUGCAGGCGGUCCUGUCCAGCGACUUCUCCUUCGCGCAGUUCCGCUACCUGCAGCGCCUGCUCCUGGUCCACGGGCGCUGGUCCUACAUCCGCAUGUGCAAGUUCCUCAAGUAUUUCUUCUACAAGAAUUUUGCCUUCACCUUGGUGCAUUUCUGGUAUGGCUUCUUCUCAGGCUUCUCAGCACAGACUGUCUAUGAUGAGUGGUUCAUUACACUUUACAAUUUGGUAUACACCUCUCUCCCAGUGCUAGGAAUGAGUCUCUUUGAUCAGGAUGUGGAUGAUCGCUGGAGCAUGCUGUUCCCUCAGCUGUAUGUGCCUGGCCAGCAAAACCUCUACUUUAACAAGGUGGUGUUUGUCAAGUGCAUGUUGCAAGGGAUCUACAGCUCCCUCAUCCUCUUCUUCAUCCCCUAUGGGGCCAUGUACAAUACAAUGAGGAGUGAUGGGAAGGCCAUUGCUGACUACCAGUCCUUUGCUCUGAUGGCCCAGACCUGCUUACUGAUCGUGGUGUCUGUACAGAUUGGCUUGGACACCUCUUACUGGACAGUUGUCAACCAGUUCUUCAUCUGGGGCAGCCUUUCUGUUUAUUUUGCUAUCACCUUCACCAUGUACAGUGACGGCAUGUACCUGAUCUUCACAGCCUCCUUUCCCUUCAUUGGUACGGCUCGUAACACACUCAGCCAACCCAACGUGUGGCUGGCCAUCUUCCUCAGCAUCGCCCUCUGCGUGCUGCCCGUGGUGGGCUUCCGAUUCCUGAAGGCUCAGUUAAAGCCUACUCCCAGUGACAAAGUGCUGCUGAAGAUCAAGGAAGCCAAGAAGAGGCCCCCUCCGCCCUCUCCCAAGCGGCGCCUGCGCCGCACCAGCACGCGCCGCUCCGGCUACGCCUUCUCCCACCAGCAUGGCUUCGGAGCCCUCAUCAUGUCCGGGAGGAACAUGAGGCCAAAGUCACCUUUUGCCACAACGGGAACAUUUUCACCCAACAGUGACAAAUAUAAACACAAAGGAUUGUAA